Ctenocephalides felis (cat flea) is the source of this 1486-nucleotide messenger RNA. RefSeq names its product WD repeat domain phosphoinositide-interacting protein 2-like. Gene Ontology annotation, cellular component: phagophore assembly site membrane; cytosol; extrinsic component of membrane. Bases 134 to 1471 code for a protein of 445 amino acids. NCBI's taxonomy places the organism in Eukaryota, Metazoa, Arthropoda, Insecta, Siphonaptera, Pulicidae. Gene Ontology annotation, biological process: autophagy of mitochondrion; nucleophagy; protein localization to phagophore assembly site. Gene Ontology annotation, molecular function: protein binding; phosphatidylinositol-3,5-bisphosphate binding; phosphatidylinositol-3-phosphate binding. The transcript has 9 exons. The record is from RefSeq and is a predicted model, not a curated record.
GAAAGACUUAAUUAACAACUAAGAAUAUUUUAAAAAUAGUGCAAAAUUAAAUUAUUCAAUUUAUAAAUUAUUAUUCUAUGUGAAUUAUCCAAGUGUUACAGAAUAUUUAGUGUUUUUUUUUAUAAACGGACUCAUGAACCUUGCAAGCCAUUCAAAUGCAGAUAAUGCAAAUCAUGGAGGAUAUUUUAUUAAUUUCAAUCAGGAUUGCACCUCAUUGGCUGUCGGAACUCCAGACGGUCACAAGUUAUUCUCAUUGAACUCUGUAGACCAUUUGGAAGAAAUCUAUAGGAGUCAUGGAGAAGAUAUAUGUAUUGUUGAAAGACUGUUCAGUUCCAGUCUCAUGGCAGUGGUUUCUGUUGCUGCACCUAGAAAACUCAAAGUCCGUCAUUUCAAAAAGGGAACCGAAAUUUGUAACUAUAGUUACAGUAACACCAUAUUGGCUGUAAAAUUGAAUCGAGCGAGGUUAGUGGUAUGCUUAGAAGAGAGUCUGUAUAUUCACAAUAUACGAGAUAUGAAAGUGCUGCAUACAAUAAGGGAUACACCCCCAAAUCCAAAUGGAUUAUGCAGCCUCUCUACAAGUUCCGACCAUUGUUACUUAGCUUAUCCCGGGUCAAGCACAAUCGGGGAAGUUCAAAUAUUUGAUGCAAUUAACUUACACGCAAAAACCAUGAUACCAGCACAUGAUUCACCUUUAGCUGCUUUAGCAUUCAGUCCCCAAGGAACUAAGGUUGCAACAGCGAGUGAAAAGGGAACAGUUAUUCGGGUGUUUAAUGUGCAAGAUGGAACAAGAAUUUUUGAGUUUAGGAGAGGAGUCAAACGUUGUGUUUCAAUCUCAAGUUUGGCAUUCAGUGUAUGUGGGACGUUUUUGUGUUGCAGUUCUAAUACAGAAACUGUACAUAUUUUCAAGUUGGAAAUUCCUAAAGACAUCCCUAGACAAAAUUCUGAGGAUGGUGGUUGGAUGGGUUACUUAACUAAAGCUGUUUCUGCAAGUGCCAACUACCUUCCAUCCCAAGUAACCGAUGUAUUCAGUCAAGGUAGAGCUUUUGCUUCUGUCAGAUUGCCUUUCCAAGGAGUCAAGAAUGUUUGCGCUAUUACUACGGUUCAAAAGAACUUGAGACUCCUCGUGGCUACAGCUGAUGGUUAUUUGUAUGUGUACAGUCUUAAUACAAUCGAGGGUGGAGAAUGUGUUCUUCUCAAAACGCACAAAUUAUCUGGUCUUGAUAGUGAACAAACCGACUGGAUUGAUGGCAAAUCAAGUCAAACGAUCCCAAGGGACAUUAUUUAUAAUAAAGAAAUGGCCGCCAGCCGUGGAGGAAGCUAUGCGGGCGUACUCAAAGGCAGAGAUCCUUCUCAAAUGUCAGAAUCUGAAAAGUUCAACGAAAUGGCUGCAGCUACAGAAUCACCUCCGAAGGGUGGUUUUCAAUUUGACGAUGAUCAAGAGUUUCCUCCAGUGACCCAUAAAUCAGACUGACAUUAUUAAAUUGCA